AUGCGAAUCCAAGGUGUCUCUGUUCUCCUCCUGAGCCCCUUGGCGGCCGUUGCUCGUGCAGCACAGGGCAGCGACUUGAACUUCAAGGCGACCUUUGGCAAGACGCCAGCCCCAUUUCAGAUUGACGUCGAUGAGGAAUUCAUCGCACAGACCAAAUUACGCGUGGGCUUGACACGCCUGCCCACGCCCAUUGAUCAGCCCGAUCACACAGAAGGGCCUGCACUGGAGGAUGCCACAUCUGUGCGUGACCACUGGGUCAACGACUACGACUGGUUCCAAGUACAGCGGGCUUUGAACGAGCAGUUUGAGCAGUAUACAACCACUGUCGACAUUGCCAGGGUCUCGCAGUACAAGGAGUCUGUGCCUUUGCACUUUGUUCACCAUGUAUCGCCCCGCCAGGAUGCGAUCCCCUUGCUCUUCGUUCACGGAUGGCCAGGGUCCUUUCUCGAAGUUGGCCCUCUGAUCAACUACCUGACUCACCCCCCGCGCGAUGACUUGCCAGCUUUCCACGUUGUCGCACCCUCAAUUCCUGGGUUUGCCUUUUCUCCAGCGCCCACUCGCCCGGGCUUUGGCUACAUCGAGGCCGCUCACGCCUUUGACCAGCUCAUGCGACAGCUGGGGUACCGGAGGUACGUUAUGCAGGGCGGUGAUGCUGGAGGCAUCAUCAUGCGUUACCAGGCCAAUCUGUAUCCCGAAUCAGUCGUGUCGGGGCUGAACAGCUUUUGGACGGUAUCCCCCUCCGAGGAGGAUCGAGAACGUCACGAGCUUGGUGAAACCUCGGAGGACGAGGCUUCCUUCAUCACGUUGCAUGACCAGUUCAUCGGUGAGCAUUGGGGCUAUGGUCAAAUCCAGCAGACCAGGCCCCUUCGUCUCGGCUUUGCCAUCACCGAUAGCCCCAUUGGUCUCGCCAUGUGGCUGUAUGAUGCCAUGUGGCCGGCAGUCGAGAAUGUCGAAAUCUGGACGCCCCAAGAGAUCAUCACGUGGACCAUGAUGCACUGGAUACAGGGCCCGUACGGCCCCCUGAGAAUCUACAAGGAGGGCGCUGCGGCAGGCGCCUUCAAUGCCACCGGCUUCCAUAGCCUGCCUUAUGUGAAGCAGCCCAUUGGGGUUUCGGAGUUUCCAAAGGACAUCUUCUACCGCAUUCCUCUCGAGUGGGCCCAGCGCACGGGGAAUGUCAAGGCUCGCUAUCUCCACGACAAAGGCGGCCACUUUGCGUCGUGGGAGAGCCCAGAGGCGUUGGCAGAGGACAUUUGGGCCUUCUUUGGCGACGAGGAGCUGUCCGAUGUCGGGAGGAUACGCCAAGGGGCGCGGAUGGUUUGGUGGGCUGUAAUUGAUUAG
Molecule: messenger RNA, 1338 nt
Organism: Emericellopsis atlantica
Lineage: Eukaryota; Fungi; Ascomycota; Sordariomycetes; Hypocreales; Bionectriaceae
Product: Alpha/Beta hydrolase protein
Exons: 4
Coding region: 1-1338 (445 amino acids)
Biological process (GO): epoxide metabolic process
Molecular function (GO): epoxide hydrolase activity
Source: RefSeq, a predicted model, not a curated record